AUGCAGGCACGCGAGAUCGAAGAGCCAAGCCAUAUCGAUGAGAAGGUACCGGAGAAGAACGCAUACAAGGAUGCAGACAAGGCACUCGAAUUUCUCCGCUUCAACGAGGACAGCGAAGAAGGUACUGUUGUUGCCAUUGACGAAAAGGCCCUCAUCAAGAAGAUUGACUGGAUGAUUGUGCCCAUCAUGUUCGCAUGCUACUUCCUCCAGUACCUCGACAAGUCUUUGUUAAACUUUGCCGCUGUCAUGGGCAUCAGAGAAACCGCGAAUUUGACGACCGAGCAGUACGGCACGCUAUCCUGGCUGUUCUAUCUCGCAUUCCUGGUCUUCGAGAUGCCACAUGCAUAUCUCAUGCAACGUCUGCCUGUAGCAAAGUAUCUUGGUGGUUGCGUAUGCGCAUGGGGUACAGUUGUGACAUGUACAGCGGCAUGCGACUCAUAUGCCUCCCUCGCCGUGUGCCGAUUCCUUCUAGGCACCUUCGAAUCAGCUAUCAGCCCUUCGCUUAUCCUCGUAACAUCAAUGUGGUACAAGCGCGACGAGCAGCCCAAGCGCAUUGGCUUCUGGUACACUGGCGUCGGCGCCGCAGUGAUGGUCGGCUCGCUUAUCUCAUACGGGUUUCAGCACUACACUGGCGACAAGUUUAACAACUGGCAGAUCAUGUACCUCGUUGUCGGUCUCAUCACCAUAUCUGCUGGCAUCAUCGUCAUUCUCUUCUUACCCGACAACCCAAUGUCAAGUAGAUUGACACACGAGGAGAAGGUUCUGGCAGUCUCGCGUCUCCGCGAGAACAACACCGGUAUUGAGAACAAGACUUUCAAGCCUUAUCAAUUCCGUGAAGCACUCCGCGAUCCACAGGUCUGGCUCUUAGCGUUCAUCACCAUCGCCGCGAGUAUCCCCAACGGCGCAGUGUCAUCGUUUCAGAGCGUUAUCAUCUCCGGUUUUGGGUUCUCGAACAAGGAAACUGCCCUCAUUCAGAUCCCGGGUGGCUUGAUCACGGUCGUCAGUACGCUUCUCGGUACUUAUAUCGCCGGCCGUUACAACUGUCGGGGCCUUAUGCUUGUUACCUGGGCUGCACUUGGCGGUAUCGUCGGCGGAGGUAUGAUCGCAUUCUUGCCUGAUAGUUCUCAGGCAGGGAGACUGGCGGGCAAUUACUUGACGAACAUGACUGGUUCCUUUCUGCCACUUGCGUACGCCUUCGCGGCUUGUAACUUUGCUGGACAUACCAAGAAAGUCACAAUGAACGCCAUUUUACUGAUGUCGUUCUGUCUCGGUAACAUCCUCGGGCCGUUGACGUUCCGCAACGAAGACGCACCCAACUAUACACCUGCCAAGAUCACGAUUGUGGCUGUCGAGGUCACAGUUCUAUGUGCUGUCGCAUUUCUACUUUUCUACUACCGACUCGAAAACCUCAGAAGAGAUACUGCAGGCAUCAAUCAUCAGACAGACGUCGAGUUCAGCGACAUGACAGACAGGGAGAACAAAGAGCUUCGAUACAAGUACUAGCCACAUAUCAACGAACUCUUCUACACUCAUACACAGGAAAACUUGGCUAACCAUUUUCAAGUAGCAGUCUCUGCGCGUGUCGCUAGCAUUCCCUGGUAGAUUGAUGUCCUCCCGAUCAUGUGA
Macroventuria anomochaeta is the source of this 1626-nucleotide messenger RNA. RefSeq names its product MFS general substrate transporter. Gene Ontology annotation, cellular component: membrane. NCBI's taxonomy places the organism in Eukaryota, Fungi, Ascomycota, Dothideomycetes, Pleosporales, Didymellaceae. The transcript has 4 exons. The record is from RefSeq and is a predicted model, not a curated record. Gene Ontology annotation, molecular function: transmembrane transporter activity. The coding region runs from base 1 to 1503 and encodes 500 amino acids. Gene Ontology annotation, biological process: transmembrane transport.